Molecule: messenger RNA, 861 nt
Organism: Protopolystoma xenopodis
Lineage: Eukaryota; Metazoa; Platyhelminthes; Monogenea; Polystomatidea; Polystomatidae
Source: the annotation of a GenBank genome assembly
AAAGCUAGGUACUCUCAGGAUUACAGCUCUGGCUUUUUGCAGAAUUCACAGAUUUCUGUGACAGAAACUAAUUGCCAUGUCCCCAGCAAGCAUAGUGAAUCAGUUUUGGCUGAGGGCUCUCUUCCCAAUUGUCUUACUGAUGGAUGCUCCGAUCCCUCUACAGAAUCGACUUUUCCUGCUGAAGCUUCAGAGCAAUUACAGGCUCGUAGUCCAAUAUCCAGUAUCUGCUACUCUGCACGGCUAGCCUCUUCUGUAUGCUCUUCUGAUCCGUCCAGUCAGUUAGCUGUAUGGGCUAUUGGCCAAACUCCGUGUGAAAUCGAUAUCUGCUCUACGGUCCAGCCCAAUCAUGCUACGAUUUCAAACCAAUCCGAUUUUUUCGAUGACGCUGGCCGUGUCAGUGCAAUUCCGUCUUCAAAAGAGCCUUUAAAUGUAGUUCAAAGUGCUGGUGACUGGCGAUGUCUGAGCGGGAUCUCAGACUUUCCAGACAAAUUCCCUCAGCAACUCGACGUAGAACAGACCGGUAUUGAACCUAGGGUGGAGGUGAAAAUUCCUUGUGAUGAAUAUAAGUCACUCAAACGAGAACCAAAUGGAAAUACUUCACGUCACAUUGCCCGUUCACAUUUUCGUGAAAAAAGCAAAGACCUCAAUAAUUUUCCUGCCCUUUCUUCCCAUAUCCUCUAUCAUUCAGAAUCUUUUGUUAUAUUUCUACGCGUCAUUACCAACCCUGUUUGGUUGGGCGUAACUUGCACUACCGUUGUUGAGCAGUCUAUAGUCUGUGCCUUUCUGACAUUUGCGGCUAAAUAUCUUCAAGAAUUAUUUCGUGUGCCGGCAUAUUUGGCGAGCAUUCAUACAGGUUGGUAG